AUGGUCACCGGCUUUUUAUUGCAGGGUGUCAUGCUCUACACAGCCAACACGGGCGACAUGAGAUACACUGAGCCAGAAAGCUUAGUCUUCAAUAUUGAGGACAAGCUAGCCUACAAGUAUGCUGUUCAGGACCUUCAGGAGAGGGCAGUUAUCUAUGACCGAGUCUUUGGAACGAGAUCUACAGAGAUCAUCCUCCCCAGCUUUGAAGAGUCUCUCAAUACGAACUUCACUGAGCCAAGUGGCAGCGUCUUGCCGAUCCGUUCUGAGCUCACAGGCUUCACAAUUCCUGGACUCUGCGGUGCUUCGGGCGACCUAGCAACCGUAAUUAUGGGUGCCGGACCGCUACGAAACCUGUCCCGCCGCCUCUGGGCUAUUGUACGCAAGGAGAACGUUCGAUUCGACCAGAAGACGGGAAGUCUAUCACUCACUGGCUUGGUUGGUGCGGAUGCAAUCGAUCAGGGUAAUUAUCGAGCAAACGAAUACGCCAUGUAUCCGUAUAUCGCAAUAGCUGCUGCAGAACACGGUGACGAACGCCUGAAAGAAGCUGCGAUGCUGAAGUUUGAGCAAGCCUGGGGCCUCGUAACGACGUCAACAGGGGCUAAAAGUCUCGACUUGACUAAAGCCUCCACGCUGAUGAAUUACGCGGCUCUAACUGCGACUCUAAUCCGUCCAGGGGGCUAUGAGCGCAUGGUCAAGAAAGGUCCAUCCAACACAGCAUUGAAGGGUCCGAUUCUAUCAGAGGUCCCAUAUCCAGGGGUUCUCGUUGCUAAGGCGAGAUCGCACAUGUCAACAGAUCUUGAAAUUGUCCUAUAUCCAUCUGCGGAUCCAGGAACCUUCAAGCUUGGCAUAUCUCGCCUGCAACCCGGAAAGUCCUACGCUUACGGAAUGAAGACGCUUGUGGCUGAUGGGGAUGGUAAUUUGUCUCUUGAUAUCUUGGUUGAUGGCAGAACACACGUCCAUCUCAAGCCUGUCACCAUUUAA
This is a messenger RNA of Phaeoacremonium minimum UCRPA7, 981 nucleotides long. Its product is annotated as putative linalool dehydratase-isomerase precursor protein. Lineage: Eukaryota; Fungi; Ascomycota; Sordariomycetes; Togniniales; Togniniaceae. Bases 1 to 981 code for a protein of 326 amino acids. The record is from RefSeq and is a predicted model, not a curated record. The transcript is spliced from 3 exons.